GGCGGCGCCGGGACUCUGCCCAGCCCGGAGCGGGAGCGGAGCUCGGCCGGGCCGGGCCGGGCCCGCUGGAGAAGCCCCGCCCGGGGGGGCCAUGGCCGAGCGGGCCGCUGCCCAGGCUCCAAAAUGGGACCUAGAAUCCCAGCACCCAACACUUUUGCAUCCCCCCACCGGCCUCAAACAAACUUCGCUGAGAGAGACGCAACUGCAGAGUGCAGAGAUUUCCCUCCCUGUCCUGGCUGCCCUCCAAGCCGUAGAGAGGAAGGUGGAUUCUCAGGCUGCACAGUUGCUGAAUCUGGACGGGAGAAUGGGGACGGCUGAGAAGAAACUCGUCGGCUGUGAGAAAACAAUGGUGGAGUUUGGGAACCAGCUGGAGAGUAAGUGGGCCGUGCUGGGAACUCUGAUCCAGGAGUACGGGCUGCUGCAGAGGAGGGUGGAGAACAUGGAGAACCUGCUGAAGAACAGGAACUUCUGGGUCCUGAGGCUCCCCCCAGGGACUAAGGGGGAAGUUCCCAAGGUGCCACUAACAUUUGAUGACAUCUCAGUCUAUUUCAAUGAGCAAGAGUGGGGGAAUUUAGAGGAAUGGCAGAAGGAACUUUACAAGAAUGUGAUGAAAAGCAACUAUGAGACGUUGAUGUCACUGGACUAUGCCGUUUCCAAACCUGACCUCCUAUCCCGGAUUGAACGAGGGGAGGAGCUAAGUGUCGGGGAUCAAGGGGAUGCAGAGAAGAGAGAAAUUCCUACAGAUCCCAGCGCAGACUUACCGGUCUGUAAUAAAGAGGGUUUAUUACGUACUAAACAAGAGGAAGAGUUGUAUGUCGGGGAUCAGCAGGAUUUGGAGGGCAGAAAAUUCCCUAAAGAGCUCUAUACCGACCAGGCAGUUUCCAAGUCUGACACUUUAUCCCAGACUGAGGAAGGCAAAGAGUUAUGCAUCAGGGUACUGCUAGAGUCAGAGAAUACAGAGAUGCCUAUAGACCCAUGCACUGGAUUUCAAAUUUGUGCAACUGACAUUUUAUCACGGAUUAAACAAGAGGAAGAGCCGAGUGUCUGUGAGCAGCAUGAUUCAGAGGAAAACAAAAUCCAUACAGAUCCCAGCACAGCGAAAGAUGGAAGCACAAACAAGGAUAAGCUCCCCGGAAAACCUCUUGAAAGCAUUGUGUACAAGUCUAGAUUAUAUGGAAAACUUGGAGAAGAGUGUUUGCAGAAUCCCAAACAGAGAGUGACAUGGAAGAGUGUGUACAAUUCAAAAAUGCAGCAGGCAACUGCUACUGGGAACAGUCUGGGGGUUUCAUCUCUCUGUGACAAAAAAUUAUUAAUCCAUCAGGAAGAACCCUACCCAGAAGACAGACUGCAUAUAAGUACUGAAUGUGAGAAAAACUGUACUCAAAAGGUGCAUCUUCAGAAUCACCAACAAGCCCACACAGAAGAGAGACUAUUUGCAUGCGCUGAGUGUGGGAAAAAUUUCCAGCUGAAGGUAAGUUUGACAAAACACCAAAGGAGCCAUGGAAAAGAGAAACCCUAUAAAUGCAGCCAAUGUGAGAAGAGCUUCAUUUGCCGCUCGUGGCUCAUUAGACACCAAAUGAUUCACAGUGGAGAGAGGCCAUAUAAAUGUACCGAAUGUGACGCAAGCUACAGCAGAAAGGAUUAUCUUCUAAAUCACCAACGCCGGCAUUUAGGGGAGAAAUUAUUCCAGUGUAAUGUGUGUGGGAAAAGCCUUGUGCUGAAAAGAAGCUUAGUUAGGCAUCAAAAAAGUCACAUGAAAGAGACCCAAUCCACUUAGCCAGAUGAGUCUUCUUAGACACCAGAUGAUUCACACAGAGAAGCUGGAACAAUCGCUAGGUGAGGGAAAAACUGAGUAGGAAAUCUAUGAUCCUCAAAAAUAAUCCUAUCACCAGUAACUCCAUCUGAAGGCUUCACAGGGACCUGGAUACACAAGAGAGAUCAGCUUGAUGUAAAAGGAGAGAAUGCAUUAAUAUCUGUUCACAAGCUACUAUGUGAGACAGAGCUCACUGAAAAUAGGUCAGAAAAUGCAUGUUAGUGUGACCCACAACAGGAAAAAGGGAUUGUUGGCUCUUUACUGAGAGGAAGAACUCCUACCAUUUGAAAUUUAGAACCCAUUUCUGAACCCCUUCCGAGAAGCAGCAGAUACUUAGGAAUGGAGUUUGGGAGGUGAAAUGUACCCGUACCUCCCAUGUAAGUCAAAGGUAGCUCUUGGUAUUCAGUACCUCUAUAAAUCAAACUUUUAGCCCAUUCAAGCCAGGCAAAUGGAGAUAUCUGAAGAUUACCUGGCUGAGACUCCUUAUGAGUUGGAAACUGACUAGAGAAAGCUUACAGUAUAGAUUUCUUUUUGGAUAGCCUGAGUUUUCCACCUUCCAAAUGUAAUGUUCCAUAUUACAGACUGUUGUAUAUGUGGUUUGAUGUGUGCAUUACUGGAGACUGAAGAUUUUUAUAUGUUGAUAUUUGUCCUGGUUUUGAGAACACUUUUCUUAAUUUUCACCACAUUUGGGUUUUGAAGGAAACAUUAUGGGGAAUAAAGUGGAUAAGCAUUUGU
Messenger RNA from Malaclemys terrapin pileata, 2548 nucleotides. Its product is annotated as zinc finger protein 783-like. The transcript has 9 exons. The record is from RefSeq and is a predicted model, not a curated record. Lineage: Eukaryota; Metazoa; Chordata; Testudines; Emydidae. The coding region runs from base 92 to 1777 and encodes 561 amino acids. Gene Ontology annotation, biological process: regulation of DNA-templated transcription.